Messenger RNA from Cotesia glomerata, 2393 nucleotides. RefSeq names its product putative ankyrin repeat protein RF_0381. The transcript is spliced from 3 exons. NCBI's taxonomy places the organism in Eukaryota, Metazoa, Arthropoda, Insecta, Hymenoptera, Braconidae. The record is from RefSeq and is a predicted model, not a curated record. Gene Ontology annotation, molecular function: protein binding; transcription cis-regulatory region binding. The coding region runs from base 380 to 2137 and encodes 585 amino acids. Gene Ontology annotation, cellular component: nucleus. Gene Ontology annotation, biological process: positive regulation of transcription by RNA polymerase II.
UUUCAACGUAAGUUCAAUUAAGCCAACAUGCUUUGCAAUCAGAGCACGUGGAAAUCUCAAAUCAAGAAUGGAAUUUCACGGAAAAUUAGUUUCUUUAAAAAAAAAAAAUUUCUUUUCUUUAACUAAAAUUUAUUUUUAAAUCAAAGUGAAUUUUUUCGCGGUUUCAAAAUUUUUUAUCUCGAAGCACGUGAGUUUUUUUUAUCUCAAAAAUAGACGCGUGUUUAUGGAUUACGUUUUAUGGAAUACUUGUAACUGAAUUUAUUGCAAUUAAUAGCAUCUGUAAGAACGUUUUAAAUUUUAAUAAUCUUACCAAUUGUGCGAUUCAUUUUCCAGAAACAUCCAGUGAUUUUCUAAAGAAGGAAGUAAUAAAUAACGUUUUAUGGCAACUCGAAACGAUUUAGUGCGUGCAAUAAUGUCAGGAAAUGUGCGUAAAGUUAAAAAAGUGUUAAGUAAACUCCGCAAAUUCGAUGUCAAAUUUAGCGGACUUUUAAUAACAUUAGCAGUUAGCCGUAAAGAAUCGAAAAUCGCCCAACUUCUGAUCCAACAUUUCGCCAGUUUGAAGCAGCAGAAGAGAAGUUAUUCUUUCACCACUCCAUUGUUGUACGCAUCUUAUCUGGGGGAUUUGGAAGUAGUCAAGAGUCUAGUGAAAAAUGGUGCGAAUUUGAACGGUCAAUCAAGAAACGGGUGUUCUGCACUUCAUUUCGCAGCUUUGAGCGAGCGUAUCAACGUCCUUAAGUAUCUGACCAGACACGGAGCACGUGCUGAUUUGAAAGGCCGAGGAAAAGACAACCGUGGAUUCACACCGCUGCACUACACCUGCAUCUACAACAAAGUAAAGUGUGCCAGCAUAUUGGUAAAGUACAAUAGCGAAGUAGUAAACCCAAAAGGCAUUGAUGACAUCCAUCCAAUUCAGCUUUCUGUCUCGUACUACAAUUGGGAAGUAACAUCACUCUUGUUGAAUUACGCUUCCAAUAUCAACCUGACUUUUUCUGAGAGUAUUUAUGAAACGCGCAGGGAUCCUUUCGACCAGAUUUUUGGGCUGCCAAAUGAAGAGCCGACUUUGCUGCACUGGGCAGUGAUUAAACGCGAUCUACCCAUUAUCGAUUUGUUAGUUAACAGAGGAGCAAAUGUUAAUAUAAAAACAAAAUCGGGUAUAACUCCACUUAUGAUUGCUGCGCAAGUAAACGAAUUGGAACCACUUCAGAUGAUUUUGAACCGACGGCCUUCUGUCAAUGACGUCGACUCUUUUGGUAAUACCGCUUUGCACUAUGUAUACAACGUCCGUGAAGCCCACCAAUCUCGGUAUUUCUUUUUGACUUCUCCUGAUCCGCAACAUGACAAGGAAAAAAUCGAAAUUUUGAUUAAUAAUGGUGCUAAUAUUUUCGCUCAGUGUUCGUUUAAAUUUAAUCCGAAUUUCAUAUCAAUUCUCGAUCUCGCGAUUUACUUUGGAAGGACUCUGGCAGUUCGGUUUCUUUUAUACAUGACGCCGUUAGGAUUCAGAAAUUUGGACUAUUCUCUUAUAGAGUUUGCAGCUUUUGAUCUAAAGGCCAUCGACGAAGAUAUUAGAAAUGAUUACACUAUUAAAGAAAGUUUACAAGUUGACGCUUUGUUGUUGCAGAGUUUUUUGGCAGCUUUUAUCGAAAAUCGGCAUAAAAUUGGCUUCUACGCAACUGAAAAUACUCUGCAGAACAUCAAAGCUUUUGUUUCGAAAAUUCAAAGAGAUAAUGCGGACUUUUAUUAUUGUGAGGACAAAAGAUAUAUGUUAGAAAGUGAAAAUUUUUUAAAGAGUCUACAAAUGGGACCAAGUGGAAUUACUUGCUGGGAUUUUAUUGUUCAAGAUCGAGAGAAAUUGGUGAAACUUGCUUUUAAUCAGGAUUUUUUAGUAGGAUUCGAUUUUUAUAAUUUUUAUCGUGAAAAGUGUACCUUUUAUUAUUCAAAGUGGUUUUCGUAUAAAGUUAACUAUGCCCUAGCCAAAAGCGAGACACUAGGAAAAAGUAUUGAAAUAAUCUCGAAUUUAUUUCAGCAAGUAAUUCCUUUUGAUUGCUGUGAGUAUAUUGCUUAUUGUUUUAGUAACAAAGAAUUAAAACAAUUGGUAGUGAAGUUUCAGCCGCCUAACUUCAGAUACAGAAACUUUUAAAAAUUGAAAUUUAAGAGUUUACAUCUGACGUUACAUAUUAUUAUGUAUCGGUCAUCAUCAUAAAUAAAAUUAUUAAAAUCACCUUCGAUCGAUCCCAUGGCAGAAAAUCGCGUUUAAAUUAAUUUUUCUUAAUUUAAUCAUGGGAUCUCAUCGCAUAACAUCCAUCGAAGGUACUUUGGUAAGAUAGCGAAUUUCUGGGUGUUUUUAAUUAGAAGUUAGCUAUUUUACUAGGGUACAAUCGAUAUCACGCAUCAGA